AUGCUUCCUGCUACUGCUUCCUCUCACAUCGCCCCCAAGGUCCUGCCUGUCAUCUUGACCGUCGGAGGCGCUACCGUUGCAAGCCGGUCUUUCAUCAACGCGAACCAAUAUCGAGAGCCGGUUCGAGCAAAGCCCUUCCAAAACACCCCGGCUCGACCUCGAUCUCCAUACUUUGAGAAGGUCCUUGAAUCAGUCUUUGCAUAG
Molecule: messenger RNA, 204 nt
Organism: Fusarium coffeatum
Lineage: Eukaryota; Fungi; Ascomycota; Sordariomycetes; Hypocreales; Nectriaceae
Exons: 2
Coding region: 1-204 (67 amino acids)
Source: RefSeq, a predicted model, not a curated record